UAAAACACAUUCAGUUUUCUUUCAAAACUUUGAUAUCAUUGUAACCAAACAUCCAAUUUUUUAUUCAAACCCGUGACCAAACAGAAACCUUCUUCCUCCACCUCCCUCUGAAUCCGUGCGAACAAGAACACCUUAGCUCCCUCCAUCUCCCAUGCUAUCUAGAUUGGCUUCUUCUACAAGCUUCCCUUCGUUGAUAUCAGUUUUUGUCCCUCCUCCAAGCGUCGACUCCACAUCGCAUUGAGAUCUCAGUGAGAUUGCAGCGAGAUUACAGCGAUGAAAUCUACGGCGACGACUUUAAACACGAACCCAUAUACCCGAAUUUUGCAGCGGCGUGGUGGUAAAGCGGUUUUGGCAAGUGAGGUCGCGCUCGACCUGAGUACGGAGGACGAGUUUUGUGCAGCCUUGGGCUUCGAGCUCGCGGACGAUGGGUGAUCCGACGAGGCCAAGGUGGUCGGUUGACACUUAUGGAUGGGGUGUCUGCUUGUCUUCUUGUUAAGCGAGAAGCUGAGUGCUUGGAGUGUUUGGUUAGGGAAAUAGCGGGUGUUUGGUUAAUAAUCAAAAAUUGCUUAAAGUGCCAGCUGUUUCAAUAUUAUUGGUCCACCUCAAAAAUUCAGUAUGCUGCGUCCUGACCGGUCAGGAGCCAAGUAUUAUCCCCAUCUGUCUGUGUUUCUUCUUGUUGGCUAUUUCGAACCACUCAUACAGACCUGACUCAACUCAACAACCAUACAAUAGAAAAGAUAAUAAACAAGGAUCUGGAGUCUACAAUUUGCUCUAAAGUGCGGAUAACAAAUUAAAGGGUGUCCACUCAAAUCUCUUUGUAACUUUUGCCUUUUGAAACUCCUUCCCUUCCGAGUUCUUGCUGCGGGCUUGUGUUAUUACUCAUGCUGAGAGUUUCAUUUUUUCUGUGUUUUCUUCUCAUAAAGCUUUCUUUAUGCGCUGAUAAAUAUAGCAGAGAUGACUUCCCUCCAGGCUACGUGUUUGGUGCUUCCUCCUCUGCUUAUCAGGUGGAAGGUGCUGCAGACCAAGACGGAAGGACCGCAAGCAUCUUGGACACAUAUACUCAUGCUGGUAAAUAUGAUGGAGCUACUGGAGAUGUAGCGUGUGAUCAGUAUCACAAAUACAAGGAAGAUGUCCAACUAAUGGUGGAUAUUGGUUUGGAGGCAUAUAGAUUUUCCAUCUCAUGGUCCAGACUUAUCCCAAAUGGGAGAGGACCUGUCAAUCCAAAGGGUGUACAAUAUUACAACAAUCUUAUUAAUGAAUUGAUCAGCCAUGGAAUCGAACCACAUGUUACUUUACACCACAGUGAUCUCUCGCAGGCACUUGAUGAUGAGUAUGGAGGAUGGGUAAGUCGAAAAAUUGUAAAAGACUUCACUGGAUAUGCAGAUGCGUGCUUCAAAAAUUUUAGGGAUAGAGUUUUGCAUUGGACUACUAUGAAUGAGCCUAAUGUUUUUAUACUUGGGGGUUACGAUGUUGGAUUUUUUCCACCACAGCGAUGUUCAGCUCCAUUUGGUGUCAAUUGUUCUAGGGGUAAUUCCUCAACAGAGCCAUACAUGGCAGCUCAUUAUACCUUGUUAGCUCAUGCAUCAGCUGCUAGAUUGUACAAGAAAAUGUACCAGGACAAGCAGCAUGGAUAUAUAGGAAUCAAUGUUUGUUCCUAUUGGUUUGUUCCUCUAACAAAAACUAUUGAAGAUGAACUUGCUACCCAAAGAGCCAUGGACUUCUAUUUUGGUUGGGUUUUGAAUCCCUUGGUGUUUGGAGAUUACCCUGAUGUAAUGAAAAAGAUAGUAGGCUCUAGAAUUCCUGUUUUUACUAGUCUUGAGUCCCGAAGUGUCAGGGGUUCAUUUGACUUCAUUGGAUUGAAUUAUUAUCUCACAUUAAACAUCAAGGACUGCUCCAGCACUCUAAAGAUGGAAACCAGAGACUUUAUGGCAGACUCAGCAACAAAGAUAUCCCAUGCUUAGCUGCAAUCCUUUGAGCUUACAAAAGUUUGUUUGAUUGCAUUUGCAGCACUGGAAAAUGGUACAACAACAUUUGAGUUUCCAAUAACUCCCUGGGGCCUGUAAGAACUGUUAGAAUAUAUCAAGGAAAACUAUGGCAAUCCUCCUAUAUAUAUCCAGGAAAAUGGUCAACGGACUCGACGCAAUUCAUCUUUGGAGGACUGGGGGCGGGUGAAAUAUUUGCAAGGGCACAUCCAAUCUUUGCUUGAAGCUAUAAGGAAUGGAUCAAACUCAAGAGGUUAUUUCACAUGGUCCUUCUUGGAUUCUCU
Messenger RNA from Pyrus x bretschneideri (Chinese white pear), 2266 nucleotides. Its product is annotated as beta-glucosidase 11-like. Gene Ontology annotation, biological process: carbohydrate metabolic process. Gene Ontology annotation, molecular function: beta-glucosidase activity. Bases 882 to 1961 code for a protein of 359 amino acids. The record is from RefSeq and is a predicted model, not a curated record. The transcript is spliced from 13 exons. Lineage: Eukaryota; Viridiplantae; Streptophyta; Magnoliopsida; Rosales; Rosaceae.